Arabidopsis thaliana (thale cress) is the source of this 792-nucleotide messenger RNA. Its product is annotated as Receptor-like protein kinase-related family protein. NCBI's taxonomy places the organism in Eukaryota, Viridiplantae, Streptophyta, Magnoliopsida, Brassicales, Brassicaceae. Gene Ontology annotation, cellular component: extracellular region. The transcript has 2 exons. The record is from RefSeq and is marked reviewed. The coding region runs from base 1 to 792 and encodes 263 amino acids.
AUGCACAAUUCAUAUUCUUUAUCAAAACGACUUGUUUUGGUCCUUUUCUUGGCCGUGGUGGCCACACAACUGUUCCUUAUACGCAAUGUUUCGUCCCUGAAUCUGACCAAUGCGUAUCUGCACCACAAAUGCCUCAUCAGUCAAGGAAAGUAUAAGCCAGGAAGUCAGUAUGAGAAAAACCUUAACUCUCACAUCGAUUUGAUUAUUAACUCGACUUUUCGCAACGGAUUUGGUCACAUGACAACUGCUAUGGGAAGUCCCAAUAUGGUAAACAUCAUAUUCCAGUGCCGUGGAGACUCCUACCAGUCCAAGUGCCGCUCUUGCUUUGCCGCAGGCAUUUCCGGGGAAAUGAGAUGUCCGAGAAACAAAGGUGGAAUAAUAUGGUUCGACCAGUGUUUUGUCGAGAUUACUGCAAUCGAGGUCAUGGAGGUGAAUUACGAUAACAAUUUUUAUAUGCACAACCCGAACAAGGUAAUGGGUGAUGCAAAGUCUUUCAACAAGGAGACUAUGGCUUUUCUAGAACAGCUGGCGUUGGAAGCAACCCGUAAAGACAACAUGGAGGACGGCAUGAUGGCACUAUACUCGGCCAGGGAGAAGAUGGUUGGGACGAAGAAGCUGUACGCAAUGGUUCAGUGUACGAGAGAUGUAUUCAUGUUUAAGACAAUGUGUAAGGAGUGUUUGGAAAGGAUAAUCAGCCAGUAUCCCAAAUGUUGCGACGGUAAACAAGGAGGGAGAGUUUUGGGUACAAGCUGUAACUUUAGAUAUGAGUUUUACCCUUUUCUUAGGACUUAA